Molecule: messenger RNA, 6763 nt
Organism: Boleophthalmus pectinirostris (great blue-spotted mudskipper)
Lineage: Eukaryota; Metazoa; Chordata; Actinopteri; Gobiiformes; Gobiidae
Gene: slc22a17
Product: solute carrier family 22 member 17
Exons: 10
Coding region: 523-2265 (580 amino acids)
Biological process (GO): transmembrane transport
Cellular component (GO): membrane
Molecular function (GO): transmembrane transporter activity
Source: RefSeq, a predicted model, not a curated record
UCUUCUCGAAGUGAGACACCGGCGACAGUGUUGCUUUCUCUCCUCUUUUAACCCGCAUUUCCCCGUCGCAGUUUUCCCCAUCAGCUUUCGGACAGGCGACGCUUUCCCCUUUAAGGCCACGCUGGCGACUAUCAUGAUUUAUUUAUGUAUUCCGUGUGAUGUCGGCGAGCAGAAACUUGGAGUCGACUGAACCGCUGGUGAGAACAGCAGAGGAGCAUCCACCGUGUGACUGCCUCCCCUGGCUCUACCAUCCUCUCAUCUUUUGGCAGGGCGCUUGCUAAUUCAUACACGAGUACUUAUCAGAGCUGGUACGAUACUUCUUUGUGUCCGACAUGUCUUUUUAUAAUGGAAUAACAUAAGGAUAGCGACGCGCGCAAAGGACUAGAGCGCAAAAGGGAAUGCAGCUAGACCACUUCGCACUACGCAAUGUUUUGGAUAUUUAGCACCCAAAGCCAGCAGUAGGAGACUUCACGCUCAAUUUAAGGGAGCUCGCCCUCGCCUAGACCUACCUCACCUGUUGCCAUGACAUCACCAGACUCCCCUCCGCUGGUGUCCCCCUCACCAUGCCCCCCUCCUCCCCCGUCUCUCCCCUCCUCUCCUGUCCCAUCAUCCCCAGCUCCAUCCUCCUCGUCCCUGCCCCUCCCACCCGCUCUGCCCCCUACUGGCGAGGUCAUGGUUCUCGCUUUAGGACGAAAAAAGCAGCGGGUUCUCAUCGCUCUCUCCAUUUUACCGAACUUGUUCCUGGCGUUUCUUCUCAAUUCGGAUGGGUUGAUAACUCUCUCCCCUCCUCACCACUGUCGCCUGCCCAUGUCCUCUUCUUCUCCGGAGAUCCUGAACGCGUCUCUGCCCUGGGUGAAGGGGGACCGGCCCGGAGACAGCGGCGGGCCUUCACAGUGUAAACAGUUCACCAACAGUAGCCGCGCCGCCAUCGUGGAUUGUGAGAACGGAUGGGACUACAACGUCACAGAAGGACUCAAGAACAAUAUAGUGACUGAGUGGGACCUGGUGUGUGCGCAGUACUGGCUGGUUCCAGUGGAGGAGGUGUGCUUCAUUCUGGGCGUCCUGACCGGGUGCCUUGGUCUCGGUUAUACUGCAGACAGGUUGGGCAGGUCCAAGUCUCUCCUGAUCUCGCUCACCCUGUCUGUGGUUUUUGGAGUGCUGGUGUGUGUCUCUCCGUACCCCUCCGUCUUCAUCGUGAUGCGUUUCUGUUUGGCCGCUGCCAGUGCCGGAGUCUACCUCACACUGUACAUCGCACGUCUGGAGCUGUGUGAGCCCUCCCUCAGGCUGGUGGUUACCAUGGCAGCGGGUCUGAUCACAGUGUGUGGAGAGCUGCUGCUGCUGGCCGUGGCCCUGGGCUGUCAGUCCUGGAGGGGGCUGCUGGGGGCCGGAGCCGCUCCUCUCACUCUCUUCCUCAGUUAUGGCAUUCCUGGGGUCUUUCCAGAGUCCCCAAGAUGGCUCCUACUGUCAGAAAGAUCUUCCGACAUGAACUCCUUCAGCGAGAGACGAAACUCGACCCGAGAAGGAAGAGACGAUGAGAGCUUUACAGAGCUGGACUCAGAGCCGCCUCUUUCGACUCGCCCACAUCUGUCCUUCCCUGAGCUCGUCCACAGCAGAAACAUCUGGAAAAACCUUUGCGUGCUCGGAUUCACCUCGUUCAUCUCUCACGGCAUCAGUCAUUGCUACAGCUCGUUCCGCGGUGACGUCAGAGGCACGGCGCCCAGUUUCUAUUGGACGUACCUGCUGUCCGUCUGUGCGGGAGGCGGGGCUUGGCUGUUGCUGUGGGCGACGGUGGACAGGUGCGGUCGCCGUGGCAUCCUGCUCCUGUUCAUGACGAUGACAGGGCUCGCCUCUCUGAUCCUCCUCGGCCUCAUGGAGUAUUUGAGUGAGACGGCCAUCACAGUGUUUUCAGUCUUGGGACUCUUCUCAUCUCAAGCCACUGCGUCUCUGUGCAUCCUCUUCACCGCAGAGAUCAUGCCCACCAUCAUCAGGGGCAGUGGUGUGGGUGCAGUUCUCGCCCUGGGCUGCGUGGGGCGCCUCAGCUCUCCUCUCAUGGACUUAAGGAACCACUACGGCUACUUCCUGCACCACGUGGUCUACUCCUCCCUCGCUCUUUUGGCCGUUCUGUCCAUUCUGCUGCUGCCCGAGAGCAAAAGGAAGCCCCUGCCCCAAACGCUCGCCGACGGAGAGCAGUACCGGCGCCCCCCACUGGGGCGGAGGAGACGGGACAAUGUGCCUCUACUGGCCACGCCCAACCCAGAGACCUAAACACACACACGACUGUCGCGUUCACAGGAUCGAUUAGGCAAUAUAAGACUAAUAUUACAAAAAAGGGAUGACGAGAAAAGGGCUUAACAGACAUGAAGCUUCCUAACAUUGUCAUAUCCUGCCACACUGACCCCCCUCCGUAUGACCUUUUGACCUUUGACCUUCACAAAUGGGGCAUCAUUGAUAACAGACAGCUUGUAUUUCCUCGUCACCAGCAUUCAUCAUGAUUCACCAACGUCCCAGAUCAUUUUCUAGAGUCUGCUGCCUACCACAUCUGAGAAACUACGCACUUGAACCAGUCAGGCAUAACAUUGUGAAUCAGUUUAUUUAUUUCGUAUUAGUCGAUGACCAAAGAGGUGUUACUUGGAUUGCACAGAUUGCUUUUAAUUAUAGCGCUUGAUAGUGGCUUGGAAAAUACGACAUAGCAAAGGGAAUUUUUUAUCAUGCAAAGUUGAAAAAUGUGUUGGAAGAUUUUGAUGAACAGCGACGCAUGAAACCUUUGUUUUCUCAAUAUAGAAGCUACUCUUGCUGAAAAAGUUACUGCUGAUUUUGAAUUCUUAUAAAUAUGCAUUAUAAUAAGAAGAUGAAAUUUUCACUCUGUUUUCUAUUGGGAAUAUUGUGACACUUAAAGGUGCACCACAGUAUGUAACUUUUCUGGUAGAGGGUCCUGGAAAGAUCUACAGUAUGGCAUUUAAUUUAGCUAUCUCCAUGGAGACGAAUCGGCUGCAUCACCAAUCCAAGUUAGUGGCCAGAUCUGUGGAGAAGUGGGCCCGCUCAGAGUAAGAGUGCAUGUUUUUGCGGUACUUUUGAGAAAUAAAAACACCUGGAAAUGAAUAAAUACAAGAUACACUGUAUGUGUUUAAUGCUGUGCUGUAGAACAUUCCAGACAAAGCAAUGACAUCACCUUGAGACAAGCAAAUGGUGGACCCUCCACUAGAAAAGUUACACAGUGCACCUUUACACCCUUAUUUCGACCCUCAAUUUUGCGAUAGUGUUACUUAUUCCCUUUGUGUAGACUUUAAGCAGUCCUUUUUGAAUAGUAUGGCAGUUUUAUAUGAUUUUAUACGCUGGUACAAGUUUUUUAUACAGACAUGUUAAUCAGCUCGGAGAAUGAACAUUACAGUAUCAGGGGCAACCAUAGUCUCCUCUAUUAUGGGAGUGGUCACAAUGUUAUGCCUGAUUAUUUGUGUACGUCCCUGUGUUUGUUAGGUCUUCAUGUGUUACUAUGGAGCAUAUGGACAGGCUGUGCCACUGUCCACUGAUGAAGAUGUGGGUCUGUUUGCCUUGUAAAUACACUCUAGUCUCUUUAACUUGAUGUGGGAUACAGGGGGAGUGGGGUCAUGCACUUUGAGUCAGUUUUUCUUAACAUUGUGACAAACUUUGGCCCAAGUCUUUAGAGGCAAGUAGCUAAACAAACACUACCGGACAACACUUAAUAUUAACUUAAAACACUACAAAAAAUUAUAUUGUUACUAAAUCUGGCCUGGAGUCAGUGAUCUCUAAUAUUUAUUGUAUUAUAUUAGUCAGAUAUGACAGACAAAUGGCUAAAAUAAUAGAAAGCCUGGGGAUAUUAAAGCAGAAGUAAGUUAUAUUUUGUUGACAUUGGGCUGAAGUUGAACUUUGCUUUUAAAUAGACUUUGCUGUACUUUAAGUUUUUGUUAGAAAUGUUUCGACAAAAGCAAAGGCAUUUAUAUAAUAAUGGGAAUCUCUUCUUUUUAUAGUUUAUUCUGAUCAUGAGUUUGAAUUGUAAAGUUCUUUUUGUUCUAUUUUUUUCUGUAAACGAUUGCCUUUUAAACAUGCUUUCUUUGCUUGUAGAUUUUGUUUAUGUGGCUCAAAACAUCUGUAAUGAAGCAUUGCCUUUCUUUAACUCUUUACUAAAUUAUUAAUAACUUCAUUUCCAGUUUGGGCAUUCACUUUAUAUUCUUAGUUCUUAGGGAUGCACCGAUCCUGCUUUUUCAGUUUCGAUACCAAUUUUGAUUCUAUAAGUAUCUGCCAGUACCAGAAAUCAAGCAAUGUCAGUGCGUAGACUAAAAAUAGCAUUUAUUUCCAUUAAACUAAAUAAAAUAAGACAGAACUGAUCCAAAUGUGUUAUGUAGCUGAUAUUUAUCUCUCAAGGAACUACAGAAUAACUUAAAUAACUUGUAACAUAUGAAUAAAAGUUGAAACAUUGUGAGACUUUCUUUUACCUCAACUGAACCGAUAUUUGGAAUUUCGAUAUCUGAUCCAGCUAAAUUUUCAGUAUCUAUGAUCAUACCCAGUACCAGUAUUAGAUCGGUGCAUCUUUAACUCAAUCUAAUCUUGUGCUUUAGAGUUAUGUUGCUAACUAACAGACCAACUUAAAUUGUAGUCUUUCUAAAUAGGCUGUAGUCGUUAGCACAUAGGCUGUAUUCUUCUUUUAUGGUGAUUGCUCGUAUUAGGAUCUGUUUGUUUUAGCUGGAAUAUUCUCCUUUCGUAUUAAUUUAUUUCUACUACAAUGAGACUUACUUCUCCUUUAAAGCAGCCCAUGUUACAGUAACGGUAUUGAGUGAAUUAUGGAGUUUAGCCUUUUCACGUGUCUGUGUUUAAACUGGUCUCUUGUCUCUUACAUUCCUGUCUGCAUGAAGCACUCAAAGGGCUUGUCUAAUGUCUAUGUAUUUCUCAGAUGCUUCUAGUAUCUUAUUACCUCUUUAGACUCUUCUCUUUUUAGCAGGACAAACAAUUUAUGGCAGAAGUAGUGACGAUAGCUCUUGUAUUUUCAGGUUUUGAACAAUUUAAUGAUGUCACUUCCUGUUGUUGUUGUUGUUGUUGUUUUUUUGUUUAAUUUUGUACCAGAGGAUGGCCCGGUGAUAAGGUGCCGCUGUUGGACAUGGCAGCUCAAGAGGGCCAUAGGAGUCAUUAUAACUUUACCACACAAUGUCAGUCUUCAAUGUUAUUACUGUACAAGUCCUAGAUUUGAAUUUGCUCAGGCUGUUAUUAUUGUUAUAGUUAUUAUAUUAUAAACGCUGUGUCAUUUUUGUUGGGAUUAGACAGUGCUGUGCAAAGGUUUAGAUUUCAUACUGAAAGCAGGUACAAACUGUACACUGCGGAGAAGAUCUAACCUAAAGGUACAUUGUGUAACUUUUAUAGUGGAUGGCACGCAGCCUGCUUGACUCCAUGUAGAUGUUAUUGCUUUUCCGAGAAUGUUCCACAGUUUGGCAUUAAAAUUAUUUAUCUCCAUGGAGACAAUCAUGCGACAAACAGUGGCAGACUCCAACCAGAAAACUUACAUAGUGCAUCUUUAAUAGACUUAUAUAUAACAGUUAUUGUGUAGUGAUCAUAGUUUACUGAUUACUUGUUGCAGCCUUAUUGAUACUUUGCAUUGACAUCGUGCUGUGGGUGACCAGAAUGUCAAAAAAAUAAUAAUAAUAAUGAAUAAAACUGGGACACCCUUAGUUUGUGGUGGUUGGUAAUAAUAAAAUUGUGAAUCCAGGGCAUAAUUAAGGAAAAUAGUUUUGUACUUGGCCCAUUCACGACUAACAUGAAUCAGUAUAGUCACAUUUUCUUAGUUUUUUUGGUCAUUUUUAAGCAGCUUUUCUAUAUUUACCUAAACAAAUGCCUCUCUUUACUGUUGGCAGGUAUAAGAUUGGUCAAAAAUAGAGUCACCUGGGGCAAUUCUUGUAUACAAAUCACUGGUUUUGGAUAAAUCUGCUGGGACAGGGGACUCAAAACUGGGACUAUCCUGAGUAAAUAGGGACGUCUGGUCACCCUAAUCAUGCUAUGGGUGUUCUACAUGUAGCUCAAUGGUGGAAUUUUCAGCUGUUAUCAUAGUGACACAAUGCACACAUUAGCAAAAACUGACAAAAAAGAUUUAAGAUCAUUUGAAAACUCUAGAAAAACUGUUGGCAAUGAGAGAUUGUGACUAUAAUUUUAUGUGCAAGAGAUUUUUUUAUUUUUAUUUUUUUUUUUUGCAGCACAAAUCAAAUCGCAUGUUGUAGUUAGUAGUAGCAAGUAAAUCAACACUUUCUUGUCAGAUUAUGCUAAAAUGAAGCUCAGAUUAAAGUCUAACAAGCCUCAGACAGAGCAGUGCUUACAGUUAGCAUCACACCCGAGGAUUGUUGAUGGUAUGAGCUGCAAAGUGUCAAUAAUCUGAAACAUUUCUUUUACUUAGUUGCUGUGGUUAAUGCUUAUCAACAUGGUACAGAAUCCCUUUAAAUAUUCCUUAAUUUGAAUCGUCAUCUCACCAAGUUACUAUCGUUACUUUAUUCAACUUUAUACUUGUCAGUUUUCACCAGCAUUUUCCACACUUCACCAAAACCUUUGCAGAGUGCUGUGUUUAGAUUGGACAGUGAAAUUAUGUCUGUUUGACCUGAUAACUUCUUCCUUCAGACUUAGGUAUUUUUUAAUUUUGUGUAUGUUGCACUUGGAAACUCUUAUACUCAGAAAACUACUAUCACUACUUUUACUGAGGUAUCUGACAACACUGACGUCUGUUUAAUGAGUGAGCAACACUAUAGCCUGAUUUACUGUACAAUAAAACUGA